This is a messenger RNA of Scheffersomyces coipomensis, 1103 nucleotides long. It is a transcript of the gene TPI1, whose product is annotated as triose-phosphate isomerase. The coding region runs from base 344 to 1090 and encodes 248 amino acids. Gene Ontology annotation, molecular function: triose-phosphate isomerase activity. The transcript has a single exon. Gene Ontology annotation, cellular component: cytosol. The record is from RefSeq and is a predicted model, not a curated record. Gene Ontology annotation, biological process: gluconeogenesis; glycolytic process; glyceraldehyde-3-phosphate biosynthetic process. Lineage: Eukaryota; Fungi; Ascomycota; Pichiomycetes; Serinales; Debaryomycetaceae.
CUAGCACCACUAAAUAAAAAAGUAAGAGCUCAAGACCCGGAAUUUCACUACCGUACCGUAUUCGCAUUGCGACUCCCCCGGAACAGAAUGAUCCUUUCCUUCCCUCAUCAACUGAUGGUGAGACCUUACACAAUUUAACUACUAUACAGAAAUUAACUAUGAGUGGGAGGGUGGUGCGUGAAAAUAUGAACGAACAAUCCAAUCCAAUUAAAUUAUAUAAUUAAAAUAUCAUUUCCAAUUUUCACCUCUUCUUCUUUCUCUCUUUCUUUUGAUCUGUUUUAAUUUAAUUCAAUUCAAUUCAAUUGAUCUCAUACUAACUCAAUCACAUCACUAAUCUAUAACAAUGGCUCGUCAAUUCUUCGUCGGUGGUAACUUCAAAAUGAAUGGUACCAAGGAAUCCCUUACUUCUAUCAUUGAUAAUUUAAAUAAAGCUGAAUUACCUUCAAAUGUUGAAGUUGUUAUUGCUCCUCCUGCUCCUUAUUUAAGUUUAGCCGUUGCUGAAAAUAAACAAAAAACAGUAUUUAUUUCAUCUCAAAAUGUCUUUAAUAAAGCUUCUGGUGCUUAUACUGGUGAAAUUUCUCCUCAACAAUUAAAAGAUUUAGGAGUUCAUUGGACUUUAACUGGUCAUUCUGAAAGAAGAACCAUCAUUAAAGAAUCUGAUGAAUUCAUUGCUGAAAAAACCAAAUUUGCUUUAGAUUCUGGUGUUUCUGUUAUUUUAUGUAUUGGUGAAACUUUAGAAGAAAGACAAGGUGGUAUUACUUUAGAAGUUACUGCUAGACAAUUAGAUGCUGUUUCUAAAAUUGUUUCUGAUUGGACUAAUAUUGUCGUAGCUUAUGAACCAGUUUGGGCCAUUGGUACUGGUUUAGCUGCCACUGCUCAAGAUGCUCAAGAUACUCAUAAAGGUAUUAGAGAACAUUUAGUUAAAACUAUUGGUGCUGAACAAGCUGGUAAAGUUAGAAUUUUAUAUGGUGGUUCAGUUAAUGGUAAGAAUGCUCCAGAUUUCAAAGAUAAAGUUGAUGUUGAUGGUUUCUUAGUUGGUGGUGCCUCUUUAAAACCAGAAUUUGUUGACAUUAUUAAAUCAAGAUUAUAAAUAAUUUAACGUU